AUUUUGCGAUAGUUCAAUAGUUUAUUUGAAUAUAUAAAAGUAGCAAAUUAUAUAAACUACAAUCAUACCGAACCUACAAGGUAACUCGUGAAAAGAAAUUCAGCACAAACGCGUUAUGACACUAGCACUGAGAUGGCAAGAAUGCCCCGUGAACACUUAUUAUACAAUUAAUCGAAUUUUAUUACUAUGUGUCGGCUUAUGGCCGUGUCAAAAGUCCACUUUCAAAUACAUCGCAAUAACAUUAAUGACGAUAAUACUUGCAUCGUCCGUAAUAUUUCAGCUAACGACUUUCAUCACAAGAGAAUGUAAUACAGACGUUUUUCUGCGUGUUCUCACUUACAGCAUCCCAUGGUUGGGCUAUAUGUUAAAAUAUAAUGUUCUCUGCUUAAACGCAAAACGGAUGCGAAACCUUAUGGAACGAAUGCUUUGUGAUUGGAAUGAAUUAAACAACGUGCAAGAAAUUGAAAUAUUAAAAGAAUACGCAGAUAUCGGAAGAUUCAUCACAUUGAUUACAAUAUUGUUCAUCUACGGAUCCAUUUUUUGCUUCAUUCUGAUACUAUUUCUAUCGAACUUUCUUCUGGACAUCACAUCCAGUAAAAAUGAAUCGCGUCCACGACAACUUCCGGUCCUAAUAGAAUGUUUUAUAGAUCAGCAAAAAUAUUUUUUUCUAAUUUUGUUAGCAGCAUGUUUCGCUGUCGUGUGUAGUAUAACCACGGUGAUAGCCUCCGAGACACUUAAUAUGUCAUACACGCAUCAUGCGUGUGGUUUAUUUGAAAUAGCCAGCUGUCGUAUAGAACAAGCAUUGCGCAAAAAUACGGUACAAGGUAUUGCAUCUUCUACCGAAAGAAAUUCGAUAUUAUAUCAAGGGAUAAUCAACGGCUUUAAUAUGUACAAAAGAGCAAUCGAGUUUAUCAAAAUGUUGAAAAGAUUUCAUGACUGGACCUAUUCAUUACUGUUGCCCUUAAUGGUACUAUCUCUGAGCAUUAAUCUUUAUCGCUUUUCUCGAUUGAUAGCAUCCAAGGAAUAUUCCGAGCUGAUCAUUAGUUUUAUGUAUAUCCUCGGCCAUUUUUGGUACAUGUUUUUGUAUAACUACUUAGGACAGAAAGUGAUCGAUCAUAGCAGUGAUGUUUUUCACAGAAUAUACGACGUGCAAUGGUACAUAGCUCCGUUGAAAGUGCAAAAGCUAUUGCUGCUUGUGAUGCAAAGAAGUAUGCGACAUUGCACACUCAUCAUUGGCGGCUUGUUUGUUCCGUCAUUAGAAGGAUUCGCCACGCUUACAAACACGUCAUUUUCAUAUUUUGCGGUGAUUUUUUCUGUGUUUUAAUCAUCCGCAUAAAAUAGAAGCAUCAAAGCUCAAAAUUCCACGAUCCAACUAGUUCUAGUAUACAUUUAUAGUAUACGUUUUACAAAAAAAUUAUAAUAAAAUGCAGAAAUGCAAUUAUCCUGCUUUAAGGUGUUUGUAAAAUGAAC
This is a messenger RNA of Temnothorax curvispinosus, 1470 nucleotides long. RefSeq names its product odorant receptor 22c-like. Bases 116 to 1324 code for a protein of 402 amino acids. Gene Ontology annotation, cellular component: plasma membrane. Gene Ontology annotation, molecular function: olfactory receptor activity; odorant binding. Gene Ontology annotation, biological process: sensory perception of smell; detection of chemical stimulus involved in sensory perception of smell. Lineage: Eukaryota; Metazoa; Arthropoda; Insecta; Hymenoptera; Formicidae. The transcript is spliced from 9 exons. The record is from RefSeq and is a predicted model, not a curated record.